This is a messenger RNA of Peronospora belbahrii, 1563 nucleotides long. The record is from the annotation of a GenBank genome assembly. NCBI's taxonomy places the organism in Eukaryota, Oomycota, Peronosporomycetes, Peronosporales, Peronosporaceae.
AUGACACGCAACACGUCGCAGCGAGAAACUGCUGAUCUACAGCCGCUUCUUGACUACUCUGAUAGUAAUGAGACGUUUCAAAAUGAUUUUGUUGUGCGCAGAAGAAUAAGAAGGAAGACUGCAAUUUGGAUGGUGGGGGUGGGCGUUGUCGCUGUCUUGCUGCUGAUUGUCCACAUCUUGUUCGUGGCUCGAUUAAGAAAGACGACAGUGACACUGGAACAGGUGACCCUGCCAGACUUGUGUCAUUGCAGAACGAUGGGUGAUGUCGUCAUGAAGUUUGAGAAUCCAUCGUAUUGCUCACCUGUAGUUGGGCCACUGAACAUCACAUUUACAACGAAGAACAUGGCUUUCCUGCAUAUUCAUGUUGCUUCGUUUGAGCUUCAAUCAGGCAUUACAACGAUAAUGUUAUCGUUGGAUUUUGAUUUAUUGACGUCUCCAGAAACACUUUAUAGCCUAGUGUUUGUUGAUGGAAAAAAUAUUGACGUUCAUGGACAAGUUCCUGUUCUGAUAUCGUGCAUGUUGGUCCCGUUCACAAUUCAUUUGGACGUCUCAAACCUUCUGAGAGCGACCCCGCAGCCACCUGUUGAUACGUUCUUCCCAAUGAGAGGGGAUAAUGCAUUAGGCUUGCCUUUGUAUCGUGCCGACGCAUGGAAAUCAGGUAUUGUGAACGGAAUCAUGACUGAGUUGGAGCAUGUCGUGAAGCAGGUGCUAAAGACUAUUGCACUUUCACAUUUUCACACGAAGACAAAUGAUCAAGAGAUUUUUGCUUUCACCGACGUGUCGCUCGAGUAUGCGUCAAUGGUGCUCUGGAAUAUUCCCUCGCUUUCAGUAAAAGUCGAAUCUGUAGAGAGACAAACCAUUCUCGUGGCAGGAAUCAAGCGAUUUCUCUUGGGGAAUGGCAAGACGUUUAUUUAUGCCUAUACAGAUGUCUUGAAGAAUCAAUCGGAGCCACUUCAGUCGAUGUUGCAAUCGUACUUGGCAGGAAAUGACGUUGCGCUCCAUGUAAGCGGAAGCAAUCGAGAUACUGAUUGCUACUCGUUGCAAGUGCUCGACCACGUAGACGUUAAGAUUAAUAUCCCCGCCAUGAUAGACAACAAGCCGGCGCUGAUUCGUGAGUACUCUAUUCAGCCAGUGCUGAAGGAGCUGGAUUCGAAGACGCACAAGUGUUUAUUGGAGAUAAAGGUGUAUUUUAAGAUCAACAAUCCGCUGCCCAUUCGCUUUGACUUCUACGGGAUUGAACUGGAUCUAUUGUACGAGAAGGUGUUGUUAGAAGACAGCUGCAAGCCAAAAUUUCUUCAUCAUGUCAAGUACAUUGAGCACGUGUCGUGGGCGCCACACGAAGAGAAUAGCAUCGUGCUGAGUACAGCGAUUCAUGGAUUCGAUACUUGCAUGGAAGUGGUAGAUUUUUUUCUUCACAAUCAGCUGGCGUUUGACAUACAGCAUGGUUGCAUUUCCAUGGGUGCUGGUAAUGGAAACUUUAGUAUUCCAUUUUCAACCAAGGGUAUACGCAUCCAUCCCAUUUGGUCCAAUACGUCGUCAGUCGUUGCCAAGUCUGAGUCUUAG